This is a messenger RNA of Fukomys damarensis (Damara mole-rat), 5055 nucleotides long. It is a transcript of the gene Nexmif, whose product is annotated as neurite extension and migration factor. Gene Ontology annotation, cellular component: nucleus. NCBI's taxonomy places the organism in Eukaryota, Metazoa, Chordata, Mammalia, Rodentia, Bathyergidae. The record is from RefSeq and is a predicted model, not a curated record. Bases 47 to 4594 code for a protein of 1515 amino acids. Gene Ontology annotation, biological process: negative regulation of cell-cell adhesion mediated by cadherin; negative regulation of neuron migration; negative regulation of cell-matrix adhesion. The transcript is spliced from 3 exons.
UUAGAUAUCAUUUGGAUUUGGAAUGAAACAGUAAGAGAUUACAUUCAUGGAUGACCAACAAGAUAAGGCUAUUGCUGCCGCAGCCAAUGGAGAAAACAUUGUGACUAAUGAGAUCAAAGAAAAUGACUCAGAGGACCAAGAUGUGGCAAUGAAGUCAUUUGCAGCUCUAGAAGCAGCUGCACCAAUCCAGCCUAUACCAGUGGUACAAAAAGAGACCCUGAUGUUUCCCAGGAGUCUCCUGCCUCUGCCCUCUAAGAAGCCCUGCAUGCAGAGCCCUCCAUCACCUUUGGGUCUGGUUGAAGUACCUGAGCAUGCUGCUAAUAGUGCUUCUGUAAAUGCCAUUUCCCUCACAUCUGGUGUUGCAAAAGGCCUGAACACAUGGUCACUACCCAAUGAGUGUGAGAAAGCUCCAUUUGCCAUAAUGGAGCCUGCAGGCAUGUCAGCUCUGAAUGGAGACUGCCUUAUGCAGCCAAGCCGGACUUGCUUGGGCUGCUUCAUGGAAUCCAAGGAGGCAGUAGAUCCUGAGCCAGGGAUCAGUCUAAAAGUCGGUGAUCUAAAUAGAGAUUAUGAAACAUGUGCAGUCUCUGAUAUAGGGAUUCAGUGCAUCAGUACUGGAGAAAACAUAAAAUAUGGUGAGCAGCUGCUGUCAGAUCAGCUCCUGGGUUUCCCACUUCAUAAAUCAAGGGCAGGAGAUAGGCGAGAAGCUGAGAAACCUGACAUUGACUUGGAAGAUCCGGCUCAGAAAAGUUAUUAUGAGGCAUUACUGUUAGAUAAGUGCAAUACAGAAGAAGCUUUACUUGCAAAUUCAAAUCAGGAUUGGGGUUACUUUGAGACUUUUAUUAGUGAAAGUAAAAUUGAACUGCUUGACCUCUGUUCCAAGAAUGAGCUAUCUGUCAAUCUGUUCUCUGAAGAAGAUGUGGAUAACUACAUGUUUGAUGAUGAUGAGUCAACACUGGGCAGUGAUGUCUGCUCCCUGAAAAUUCGAUAUGAGUCAUUUCAGGACAAUGUUCGAGACAAAACCACCCUCCUAAUGCAGGAGGAUGCCCAAUUCAACUUUUUUCCCAGUGUUUUUUCCACUUGCCCCAAGAGGGAACCCAAGAGUGGCACCAUGAAGCAGAGCAGUGAUCUUUCCCAAUUCAAGGUCCCUGAUAUGAACAUCAUCUGGGGGGAGGAAGAUAAAAACUUGGACAAGAAAAAAGGCAAAGAGGAAGAACAUGAAGACAAAAGUGUAGAGACAAAAGAUGAAAAGGAUGAUGGGGAAAAAACUGCCUUAAAUAAAUUGUGCAGUGGAAUUGAGGAAGGGCAAUUUAAGAAUGCAAAGCAAGGCCAUCUUGUUAAUUCCUUAGAGACCUCAGGAAACUUCAGCGAUGACAGUUCCUUCAUUGAAGUCUCAUAUGAUGCCAUGGGAGAGAUCAAGGAUUGUAGCCGCUAUAUGGCUCGGGACACUAAUUCUAGCAGCUCCUCCUCCCAGCAGAACUAUGGACUGAGAGCCAAGAGAAAAGUCAGAUACAGUGAAGAUUAUCUGUAUGAUGUUGACUCACUAGAGGGUGAAAAAGUGAAUGAGAGGAAGGAAUGGCUUCCAGGUGGUUCCAAAGAGGAAGAUGAUGAUGAAUGGUGCCCCAAAAAGAGAAGAAAAGUAACCCGUAAGGAGCCCCCUGUUAUCAUCAAAUAUAUCAUCAUCAAUCGCUUUAAAGGUGAAAAGAACAUGCUAGUGAAGUUGGGUAAGGUGGAUGCUAGUGAGACAACAGUGAAUUUGAGUGAGAAUCAGCUUAACAAAUAUGCCAAGCUGGCACCUUUAAAGGGUGUCUGGCAGAAGAAGAAAAAGCAGAGAAACAUCCACACAGAAUCCAUCAAGACACCCUUAUGCCAAAAGCAAAGCUUUGAACCGGGUAGCUUUGAGGUGUCAUUUCUGCCACCUGUUCGUAAACGAAAAUCUAAACUUGGCAACAGGCACAGGAUUCAAAGAAUUGCAUCCAUGGAAACUUCAGUAAGUAGUAAGCAUACUUCAUUCAGCAAUGAUCAAAGACAAACUAGUGAUCGCAAAGAAGAUGGAGGCCUAAAAGGUACAAUGAAGCCAGCACCUUUAGCUAGCCCCAGCUGUGCAAAUGGAUCACAUUUAAACGACAUCACAAGUUCUGACUCAUUGAAAGUCAAAGCCCAAGAUACAGAGUUUAAAGGGCCAGAGAGGAAAGUGCUCAACAAAAUCAAAUUUAAAAGUGAAGCUAGGUUAAAAUCCAAGAAAAUUAAAACUGGGCAAGAAAGCAAGUCGGUUGUUCAAAUGAGCCCUUUCUUGGAAAGCAAGUCCUCCAAGGCUAAUUAUAAAAAUGAAGUUAUUCCAGAGACCUCAAACAGUUCUCAUCUGCCUGAAGUUCAUGAGGUGAAAGUUACUAAGAAUUCCACCUUCUUACCAACCACCUGUUCUUCUGAAAUGUCUCUAUCAUCUGAUAAUGUUGCUACUAACAUACCUGUUAUCCCUGGAGGGUAUCUGCAGACCUUGUUAGACGCUUCUGACAUGUCAAACAAUACCGGCAUCUCAUACUUUACCCAUAAUUCUCCAGAGCAAAAUGAAGAAAGCCUCACUCAGAGAGAAAAAGCAUUUAUACCUCUCCAACCAGCCCAAGACUGUGUACUCUCCUCAUCCUCUGACUCUGAGCUACAGAAGUCAUCUCAUAACUUCAAAAUGGAAUCCAGCAACUAUGAAAAUGUGUGGCCCAACAAGGUUACUUCUGGAACCCAGGAAUUCAUGGCUGAAGUGUCACAGGAGAUAGUCCCAAAUCAAUCCAAUGAAUUUGAAGUCUCCAACAUAGGCUCCAUGGAGAAUAACCUCACAGCUGUAGCAUACAAUCCAGUCUGCCUCAAUAAUGAUGGCGAUAGUUGCAACAAGGCUCUGUAUGCCUCUGCACAGGAUGGUCAGCUUCCAUCUGAUGACUCUUAUCAAUUAUGUCACUUUAAUAAUGGAGAGAUCUGCUUUCCUUUCCAGCAGGACCCAGUCAGUAUGAAUGAUGGUCGGCUCUUUAGCUUUGAUUCAAUGGCCCCACUGUCUGUCAGCUCAAGCAAUUAUUGCUCCUUAAAUUUGAAGUCUUCUGAAAAGGAUGGUGAUGAUGAUAUCACUGAUGACUUCCUAGCCCACUGCAGCCCCAAGUUGGUGAUCCAACAGAGCAUUGAUGAGAUAGCACCACUAAAGGAGUCCACUGACCUUCUGGAUAUCUCCAACUUCACUCCUGAUAAAUUCCGCCACUCUUCCCUCUCAGAGAUUUCCCCACCUGACACUCCCAGUCUUUCACCUCAGAUUACCAGAUGUGAAAGUACAAAGGCACUAGGAACACUGAAAGGAUUCCAAGAGAGAGUGCCAGGAUUAUUGGGAAGCGUGGAGAAAAUCAAGUGGGACUGUAGUACUCUUUCACAGCAGGUCCAAGCUGAUGAUGGAUUUACUUUAAAUAAACAUCAAUUUCAGUUCCAUAUGUUCAAUGAUGAGGAUUCUGUCAGCCUGCUCCAAAAAAACCCUUGCCUAUCAACAUUUAACGAUUCAACUAGUCCGAUCAGUACAAGCAACAAAGUGUCAAAAUCAAGAAAGAGAAGUUCACCCAGCAAGAGUGGGGCUAUGAAUCAAAGCUCUUCUCAAAAAAACACCAGGAAAAAGUCCCUGAAAGUCAACAACAAAGGAACUGAAAAGCCACCUGGCAAAACCUCCCGCCAGAUCCCUAAGUCAACAAAGAAAGGGAAAUAUAUGGCUUCCAUCACUGGGGAGAAAAUGGAAAUUGGCUUUGGCCAAGGGGAAGGCCAAACCAACAGCAUAUCCUCUACUGGGAAGACACUGGUAGAAUGUAUCCAACAUGGUGGCCCAGCCUCUUCUAUGAAAAUGGCAAGUCACAAGGGACUUUCUGGAGAUUGGGCUUUGGGAAAAGACAAUAGCUCAGGCUGGAGUGAUACAAGCAUGGGCACUAACACCAACACCCUCCUGGAUGAUGACCAACGGGAAUUUCAGGAGCCUUCCUACAUUUUGUCCAACAUUGCCUCUGGUAUGGCAGAUGUGCAGAGAUUCAUGAUGGCCUCCAUAGAGCCCCUGUGGGAACCCAUUGGGCACCAUGGAGACCCCAACAUAGUGUACUCCCCAGAGUCUAAUAGUCUAAAAUUAAAAACCCUCAAAAUACUGGCUGGGACACCACAAGAGUCUAAGAAAAAGGUCAACAAUGGAUUCCCAGGAGCCACUAAGAAUCACAGGUCAAUCAAGGGUGUGAGCAAAAGCAAUGGGAAAGCAGCAAUAGGUGAUCUUGGUGGCACAGACAUGCCCAGUUAUAAUGAGGACAAUUGUUCUGCCUUCUUCGAUAAAAAGUACAGUAAUAUGAGCACUUUAGGCAAUAAUGGACCAACACACAAAAAAUUAUAUCGUCACAAAUCCAGCUCCAAGGUCCUAAGAGAUGAGAAAUGUAAGGGAAAGCGCAUGGAUAGAGAACAGGUCCACAAGGAUGAGGCUGGGACAGCAUCUUUUGAAAAACUGAGGGAUUCUGACUACAAUCUCCUAAAAGCAGAAACAACAUUAUGGGUUUUACCUGUGUUUGAAGAAGAGACUUGCAUUUUCCGGAAAGACAUUUGAUGUUUGUGUUUAUUUUGUUUCAAAAUAUGCCUUGUGGUAUGUAUGUUAACAUGUAAGUGCUUAAAGAAAAAAAAUUAAAUUGUGGGAAUAAGUCUUUGAAAGUAAACUUUAAUCUGAUGUUCGAUGUAAAAGACUUAAAAAAUCAUACAGUUGCACAAGUAGUUUAUCACUAUGUACCCACAAGGACAAAAUGGAAAACGUUGUGCCAAACUACAAAUAAGUGACUGUAUUGUAUAUAUUUUUACUUCUAUAUCAACAUUUGGUUGUGAGUAUUUGGGGAAGCUUGUCCCUCUUAAUUUACUAGAAACAUUCCAGUGAUUUUUGCUAUUAAACACCCCACUUAUGUGGAUAGCACCUGUAGAUCACAGUGGAAAAAUAUGUUGUGUUACAUGAUUUACCAAAACUUAAAACAUACUGUUUGAAAUGUGCCAAAUUUCCUUGCCUUGUCUUAUGGAUUCACC